UCCUUGGCAACAGUCCGCCAUAUUUUGUAAUCAUAACAUUAUCACGUUUGUACUAACAGCAUUGAGCUCGAGUAGUGAGUGAAUAAAAAAAAAAUGUCGGAUACCGAGGAACAGAUGGGAGAAGAAGAAGAGGAAGUACGUGAAGGUGGUGAUGAAGAAGAGCAACUAGGCGAAGAAGAGGAGAAAUUAGGAGAAGAAGAGGAAAAACAAGAAGAAGAGGAGGAAGAAAAAGUUCCUGAAAAUCCACUGACAGAGGAGAUAGUGGGGGAGUGUUUGUCUUUACUAUGCAAAACGGGUGAUGGUUUAGCCCAUGCAUAUGUCAGAUUAGACAUUCAUGAAAGAGAAAUUACAGAUAUCAGUAUACUGAAAGCUUUCAUUCAUCUCCGAUACAUCGACCUGAGUGGAAAUAAAUUGAAGGAUAUCAGCUCUCUCAGUGUAUUGACACAUUUGCUUACAUUAAAAGCUGACAAUAACUUACUCACAACAGCAAAAUUAGAAGAAAUGCCAUUCUUACAGAUUGCCAGCUUCAACAAAAAUAAAAUUAAAUCCCUGGAUGGAGUGAAUCACCCUAUGUUGGAGCAUCUAAGUCUAAAUGAUAAUGAAAUAACCCAAGUAUCUGGAUUGGAUCCAAUUAAGCUUUCACGCCUUCAUACACUGGAGCUCAGAGGAAACAAACUAGAAACCACUGAUGGUGUUAGUCUUCCUAACUUGAAGAAUUUAUUCCUGGCUGCUAACACAAUCAAGAAAGUGGAAGGACUUAAUCGACUGCAGAGUUUAACAACUCUUCAUUUACGUGACAACCAAUUAGAAAGUUUGGACGGAUUUGUUGAGGAAUUGAAAAUGUUACAGUAUAUCAACUUCAGAGGAAAUAAUAUUACUUCACUGAAAGAAUUACAGAAACUCCAAACACUGCCCAUGUUGAGAGCACUUGUAUUAUCAGAAAACCCUGCCGCUGAGGAGGAGGAUUACCGACUUGAGGUGCUGAUUACACUGAGGAAGCUGGAGAGACUUGAUAAAGAAGAGUACAAUGAUGAGGAACGUGAGGAGGCAGAGCAGAUCUACGAGCAGAGGAGGCAGGAGGAGCUAGCAGCAGAGAACACUGCCGAGGGAGAACAAGAAUGAAGAAGGUUCUGAAGAAGAUGAUUAACAACACAAAAGCCCGUGAAUGAAAUCAUUUAUAAAUGUGAGGACAAGUGCAUUAUUUUCAAGCCUAGCGAGAAAAUUACUUCAAAGACAACAAAAUUUCUGUGAUAUUUAUCCAAUUUAUUUUCGUAUUGAGUUAUAUCAUGAAUUAUUUCAUGUAGUUGCUCUUUAACAUUUGAUAGGGAAAUAAACUGUUUUACUCAU
Molecule: messenger RNA, 1347 nt
Organism: Ostrea edulis (European flat oyster)
Lineage: Eukaryota; Metazoa; Mollusca; Bivalvia; Ostreida; Ostreidae
Product: leucine-rich repeat-containing protein 23-like
Exons: 9
Coding region: 94-1122 (342 amino acids)
Molecular function (GO): protein binding
Source: RefSeq, a predicted model, not a curated record